Messenger RNA from Mesocricetus auratus (golden hamster), 6385 nucleotides. It is a transcript of the gene Mfhas1, whose product is annotated as malignant fibrous histiocytoma amplified sequence 1. The transcript is spliced from 4 exons. Bases 591 to 3731 code for a protein of 1046 amino acids. The record is from RefSeq and is a predicted model, not a curated record. NCBI's taxonomy places the organism in Eukaryota, Metazoa, Chordata, Mammalia, Rodentia, Cricetidae. Gene Ontology annotation, molecular function: protein binding.
UUCCGAUCCUGCCCUGCCAGCGCCGGGGACGCGGAGCUCGCGCUCCCGCCCGAGCCGCGGGGAAACGGAGACAAGGAGACGCCGCCGCCCCCCGGCGCCCCGGCCCUGCGCCCGCAGCAUGCCGGCAGGGGAGCCGAGCGCUGCCCUCCUCCAGCAGCUAGCGGAGGCGACGCCGCCGGCCUCUGGACCGCCGCUGCGAGGGUAGCGGGGCUGGAGUCGGCUACCCAGGCGGCGCGAGGCGGGCGGAGCUGGAAGAGGAGCAGGCAUCCUCCGCGGCGCGGCGGGCGGCGGCCCUGCCGCCCGGCGCGCCCAUGGCUCGGGAGCACGGAGAAUGCGAGCCGCGUUGCGCGGCCGCAGCCCAGCUCCGCGCCGCUUGCCCGGAGCCCCCCAGAGCUGCCUGCGUCGCCGCCGCCCCCCAGCUGCGGGCGCCCGGCCGCUGGCUGCGCUAGGACCCACGGCCGCCGGCCGCGCAGGGGUGGUGGCCCGGGAGCAUCGGGAGCCAGAGGGCCCGGGCGCCGGCCGGGGUGCAGCGCGGCAUGCAGCUGUGGGCUCCGGUGCCGGCGUGAGGGUUGUCGGCGCGGGGCCCCGCCAUGGCUGGCAAGGACAGUGGCAACCUGAAGACCGUGAGACUGUGGCGGGACGCCGCCCUGCGCGCCAGGAAGCUGCGGAGCAACCUGCGCCAGCUCACGCUCAGCUGCCCGGGGGCCGGAGGCGAUCCACUCGAGUCCUCCGACGCCCCCCAGCUGGUGCUGCCGGCCAACAUCGGGGACAUUGAGGUGCUGAACCUGGGGAACAACGGCCUGGAGGAUGUGCCUGAAGGUCUGGGGUCGGCUCUGGGCAGCCUUCGCGUCUUGGUCUUGCGCAGGAACCGCUUUGCCCGGCUGCCCCCUGCAGUGGCGGAGCUAGGCCAUCACCUUACGGAGCUGGACGUGAGCCACAACCGGUUGACAGUCCUGGGUGCCGAGGUGGUGAGCGCCCUAAGGGAGCUGCGCAAGCUCAAUUUGAGCCACAACCAGCUGCCAGCUCUGCCUGCCCAGCUGGGUGCCCUCGCCCACCUGGAGGAGCUGGAUGUCAGCUUCAACCGGCUAGUGCAUCUGCCAGAUUCCUUCUCCUGCCUCAACCACCUGCGCACCCUCGACGUGGACCACAACCAACUCACCGCCUUUCCCAGGCAGCUGCUGCAGCUGGCUGCCCUGGAGGAGCUGGACGUAUCCAGCAACCGGCUGCGAGGCCUACCUGAGGAUAUCAGUGCUCUGCGUGCCCUCAAGAUCCUCUGGCUGAGUGGGGCCGAGCUUGGCACCCUGCCCGGCGGCUUCUGCGAGCUGGCCAGUUUGGAGAGCCUCAUGUUAGACAACAACGGGCUGCAGGCUCUGCCCGCCGAGUUCAGCCGCCUGCAAAGGCUCAAAAUGCUCAACCUCUCGUCCAACCUCUUUGAGGAGUUUCCUGCUGCGCUGCUGCCCCUGGCUGGUCUGGAGGAGCUCUACCUUAGUCGCAACCAGCUCACCUCAGUGCCAUCUCUUAUCGCCGGGCUGGGCAAGCUUCUCACCCUGUGGCUGGAUAAUAACCGCAUCCGCUACUUGCCGGACUCCAUUGUGGAGCUGACUGGCCUGGAGGAGUUGGUGCUUCAGGGCAACCAGAUCGCUGUCCUGCCCGACAACUUUGGCCAACUCUCCCGGGUGGGCUUGUGGAAAAUCAAGGACAACCCACUGAUUCAGCCCCCUUACGAAGUCUGCAUGAAGGGAAUCCCCUACAUUGCAGCUUACCAGAAGGAAUUGGCUCAUUCGCAGCCAGCGGUGCAGCCCCGCCUCAAGCUGCUCCUGAUGGGCCACAAGGCUGCAGGAAAGACCCUGCUCCGACACUGCCUCACUGAGGAUAAAGUGGAGGGAGACCAAGGAGGAGGGGACAAGGAGAAGAGCUACCUACUUUUCCCUCCCCUUGGGAGCAAGGGCAUCGAGGUGACCAGCUGGACUGCGGAUGCCUCCCGGGGCCUGCGGUUCACUGUGUAUGACUUGGCUGGUGAUGAAAGCUAUGAAGUGAUACAGCCUUUCUUCCUCUCCCCAGGAGCCCUGUAUGUGCUGGUGGUCAACCUGGCCACCUAUGAACCUCGCUGCUUUCCUACUACUGUGGGCACCUUCUUGCAUCGGGUGGGGGCCCGGGUGCCUCACGCCGUGGUGUGCAUUGUGGGCACGCACGCGGACCUGUGUGGGGAGCGGGAGCUUGAGGAAAAGUGUCUGGACAUUCACCGCCAGAUCGCCGUCCAGGAGAAGCACGAUGCAGAGGGCCUAAGUCGUCUAGCCAAGAUAGUAGAUGAAGCCCUGGCUCGGGACUUCGAGCUGCGCUCUGCCAGCCCCCACGCGGCCUACUACGGCGUUUCAGACAAGAACCUUCGGAGGCGCAAGGCCCAUUUUCAAUACCUGCUUAACCACCGGUUGCAGAUCCUCUCUCCCGUGUUGCCUGUGAGCUGCAGGGACCCCCACCAAUUGCAACGCCUUCGCGACAAGCUGCUCUCUGUAGCUGAGCACCGAGAAAUCUUCCCCAACUUACACAGAGUCCUGCCUCGAUCCUGGCAGGUGCUGGAGGAGCUGCACUUCCAGCCGCCUCAGGCACAGCGACUGUGGCUGAGCUGGUGGGACUCUGCCCGCCUUGGUUUGCAGGCAGGGCUGACGGAGGACCGGCUGCAGAGUGCGCUUUCCUACCUGCAUGAGAGCGGCAAGCUGCUCUAUUUUGAGGAUAGCCCGGCCCUCAAGGAGCAUGUCUUCCACAACCUCACCCGCCUCAUUGACAUCCUCAAUGUCUUCUUCCAGAGAGAUGCUUCACUGCUGCUGCAUAAACUGCUCCUGGGGACCAGUGGAGAGGGCGAGGGAGAGGGGGAAGGCUUCCCCACUGUAGCGGUGCCCACCCCGGGUCAGGAUCCACUCCGGGCUACCCAGCUUCAUCAUUAUGUGGAAGGCUUUCUGCUGCAUGGGCUCCUUCCAGCCCAUGUCAUUCGGUUGCUGCUUAAGCCUCAUGUCCAGGCCCCGCAGGACUUGCAGCUCCUACUGGAGCUGUUGGAGAAGAUGGGACUGUGUUACUGCCUCAAUAAACCCAAAGGCAAGCCUUUGAAUGGCUCCACAGCUUGGUACAAGUUCCCAUGCUACGUCCAGAAUGAGGUGCCCCACGCAGAGGCCUGGAUCAAUGGGACCAACCUAGCUGGGCAGUCUUUUGUGGCCGAACAGUUGCAGAUCGAAUAUAGUUUUCCCUUUACCUUUCCACCUGGAUUGUUUGCCCGCUACAGUGUCCAGAUCAACAGUCACGUGGUGCACAGGUCGGAUGGGAAAUUUCAGAUCUUUGCAUAUAGAGGGAAAGUUCCUGUGGUGGUGAGUUACCGACCCGCCAAGGGGGUCCUGCAGCCAGACACCCUGUCUAUUGCUAGCCAUGCAUCAUUACCAAAUAUAUGGACCGCGUGGCAAGCCAUCACCCCUUUGGUAGAGGAACUGAAUGUCCUACUUCAGGAAUGGCCUGGACUGCACUACACUGUGCAUAUCCUCUGUUCUAAGUGCCUUAAGAGAGGGUCCCCCAAUCCACACGCUUUCCCAGGGGAGUUGCUGAGUCAGCCCAGGCCAGAAGGGGUAGCAGAGAUCAUCUGCCCCAAGAACGGCAGCGAGCGAGUGAAUGUGGCCUUGGUUUACCCACCUACACCAACUGUGAUCAGCCCCUGUUCCAAGUAUCUUCAUACUUUCUUGGACAAUUAAGUGGAAAGGAUAGUGCUUCUUUCCCUCUGCUACCAUUUUUACUGUACCCAAUCUGUGACUUUAGGAGCACCAAGCUUUAAGGGAAGAACGUUGGUGAAAAGCACAGAAACCAGUGACAUUCGUGGCUGUGGAAUUUCCAUGGAGUAAACAGAGCAUGGGAACUGACUGGGACAUCUCUUGCCCCUGGCGAGCCUGCUGUGCUCCCAAGCGCCUUUGGGGCCCAGGGUGAAACCACCGCACCAGGUGCCUGCAGAGGACCUUUGGAGGGGAGGGAGGGGCUGGGAAGAUGGGAGCCAACAUGGAGCAAAUGUUUCACAACCUGAACCUCAGAACUGUGAUCCUCCAGGGAGAGAGCUACUUGAAGAAAAGAAAAAAAAUGUUGAAUGGCUUCUCAGGGAUUUUGUUUUCCAUGUACACAUAAGCCAUAGUUCCAGUCCGGGUGGCAGUGUUACGAGCACUCAGAUUUCAGUUCUGUUCAAUGUGAAGGAGGGAUCGACCGACGUUCAUCGCUGUUCCGUCACUAGUGUAAAAUAUGUAUAUGUUAAUCUUUAUUUUUAUAAUAUGCAAAUACAUUUAAAUUUAUACAGUUGGACGCUUCUAGCAUUAGUUAACACUGGGUGCAAUAUUCUGCAUGAGAACUGUGCCAAGAUGGGGCUGGUGUCUUCUUUUAGUGUCAGACUUUUUGUUCGUCACCCUUUAGCCCGUCUUCUCAACUGAAAAGGCAAAGGAAAGCUAACCUCUUCCUGUUAGUCCAUGGGUGGAUUCAGUUCUUAGAGCUCUAAUAAUCACCAAGAACAUUCAGCCCAUCUUUCCAUCACACCCCCCUGCCUGUUAGUCACUGGGCAAGGGGUUAGAAUGAAUCUCUUCUCUCCCUACACAUCACCACUGCUAGGGGCAGAGGGAGGCAUUCCUAGGGGCCAAACGGAGUGAGGAAUCUGUGAAAGCCAGAAUCUUGGAACAAUUUAAGAUAAUCUGAGGUCAAUUCUCAGUCAUGCAGCAAUUCUACUGUUCUGUGCCCUUUCCCCCUGGAGCAGUGUGGUGAUUUAGCAGAACCCUGUGUGAACUUCCACAUGGGCCUGUGAACGGUCAGGUAGGACCAUACUUUCACAGAACUCCAUCCCUCAUGGGCUCUUUUUCAUUCAGAACCACUUGGAGGACAUCUGCUACCAAGAGCUAGUAAGUCCCUUGUUUUGAAAUCUCUGGGAGGUAAACACUUAAAAACAAUCCCCACAAACAGCAUAAGCUGCAGUAGUGACACAUUCUCUGCAGAUCCUGAGGGGGUCUGUUUACCCCGGCCUCCUCAAGUGUUGACAGGAAGCGUGUAAAACUAACUGUUCCCCACAAGAAAAGUGAGUCAGCUGGCCCUACUCUAAAGCUUGUUUGUGAAGUAUUGACUCUUGGAAUGCCAAGCACUCGCAGUCACCACAAAUCUUUAGGAGAAAUGCAAGCAGGUGUUUGCAUCAUGGGAAAUUACCAAUCAAUUUGUGUAGAAUCUGUUCCGUUGACUUUCCUGCCCCCCCCAACCCGUCCCACAAAGGCGGUUUCUUGGAAAUCAAAAUUGAGUGGCAAUCCUCUCUUUUUGUGUUUUGAAUACUUGACUAUGACAAAUCCAGUUUGAGAUUUCCUUUUUCCUUUUAGAACAGGAUGGAUCAGAAUUUGGUUGAUCUUUUUUGUCACAGUUCUCAAUGUGUGUGUGUGUGUGUGUGUGUGUGUGUGUGUGUGUGCACGCGCGCGCGUAAGUGUAAACUGAAGGGUUAAUGUUUUGUUGCUUUACGGACCACUGAAUUAUUUGGGCAAUAGUUUUGUUUUGUUUUUUUAAGUUGGCACCAGUCAGCUCUGAAACUGUCAAGUCCAGAGACUGACCAGUCUUAUACUAUCAUACAUGACUUUGGGCUUACUCCCCAGAGGGUCAUAUUAAAUAAAAAUAAGGCUCCUUGGGGGAGUAUACCCUGCAAAUGGUUGCUAUUUUCAUAAACACAAAAGCCCAUAUUCCGAAUAUCUGCUACUUUUUGACAAGUGAUGUUUGUGUUAUCAUCUGAACCCUAGAGAAGCAGUGUAGUUGAGGGAGCCUUGGUUGUCACAUGUGUUACCGCCAGGGUCGACUUGGUCAGAGGGUCAUGUGCCUGAAGAAGCUCCAGCAAAGCCUGAGAACUUGCCUCAGUGUCAGGGGAGGGUUGGAGACACAGAAGCCACUCCGAUCAAGAGGAAUUUCAGCAUCGACACAGGCAAUUCUGUUUCCUCCUUUCAACACCUGGGAAGACUCAGAAACUAGCCGCUGAGGGGUCGUCCACUAAGCACAAGAGGUAUCGUUCUACCCAAGGAACCCCUUGCCUGUCAAAUGCUCUCCAAGUUUGUUAUGGUUCCUAUUCCUACAACUAUAGUGGUUAUCCCAACCACUUCCUGGGAUUGUAAAAGUGCUGCCAGAAUAAAUGUUUUCCCCCUUCUAAGGAAAAAAAAAAGACAGUGCUCACAUUUGACACGUGCACUGGACUCUUUUGAAUGAAUAACGAGGAAGGGCUUGAUGCGAUUCCAAUGGAGUGUGUGUUUUUCAUGCUGCGGUCUGUGAAUUGUAGUUGUGGUUUCCCGGUUCAUUGUCCUAACAGGGCAAAAAUUUAAAAAAAAAUCAAUAAAAAUACAAUGAAAUGUUUAAACCA